AUGGCGACGAACGGGCACACGAACGGGCACGCGAACGGCAACGGCGUCGCGAACGGCGCCGGCAAGCGCAAGUACACGGCGGAAAACUACCCCACGCUAUCCUUUGACGCCCGCUACAAGGGCCUUUCUGGACCCCGGGACAAGCGCAUCCGCGAGGGCGGCUUGAUCGGCGGCUACUACAAAAACUACAACCUCUCGCCGCUGCUCGAAGCCGGACGUUGGGACUCGGCGCCCCAGGUCGACAUCAGCGUCUGGACGGUGCCCCACAGCGGCAACCCCACGCUGAGCGCGGCCCAGAAGCCCACUCUGGCCGAGGCAAAGAAGCAGACCUACAAGCCCGUCAAAAAGGGAGACGGCUUCGGCCCAAACUGGUCAAACCACUGGUUCCGCGUCGUCAUCACCAUCCCUGACGAGCACAAGGAUGCCGAGCGCGUCGUGUUCGAGUUCGACCUCGAGGGCGAGGCCAUGGUGUUCGACCUCGACGGCAACCCUUAUCAAGGUCUCACCGGCGGCACUGGCCUUGAUCGCCGAGUCGACUUUAUCAUCCCUGAGAAGGACCGCAAGGCGGGCAAGGGCGAGUACUACAUCGAGGCGAGCUGCAACGGCAUGUUCGGCGUCAACGACAACCUCUGGUCUCCCGAGUUUGGUGGAACCCCCCGCAAGAGGUCGUGGGAGCUCAAGUCGGCCGACCUCGUCGUGCCCAACAUGGAGGCCGUCCGCCUGUUCUGGGACUAUGACUACCUCGUCCAGCUCGGCGAGGGCCUGAGCCCCGAGUCGCCUCUGGCCCAGGUGGCCAACCACACGGCCAACGAGAUGCUCAACACCUUCCGCCGGGGCGACCUGGCCAGCUGCGCCGCCGCGCGCAAGAAGGCCGAGCGCGUCCUCGGUGCCAACUGGGAGGAGAAGGUCGCGGCCGAGGGCUCUACGACCGAGGGCACACUGUGGGCCAUUGGCCACUGCCACAUCGACACAGCGUGGCUCUGGCCCUACUCGGUCACCCAGCAGAAGGCCGGCCGUUCGUGGUCGGCCCAGUGCGACCUCAUCGACCGAUACCCCGAGUACGUCUUCUCGGCCACCCAGCCCCAGCAGUUCAAGUGGGUCGAGCAGCUGUACCCCGACCUCUGGAAGCGCAUCCAGUCCAAGGUCGAGCAGGGCCGCUUCCAGCCCCUCGGCGCGACCUGGGUCGAGAUGGACACCAACCUGCCCUCUGGCGAGGCCAUUGCCCGCCAGUUCCUCUACGGCCAGCGCUACUUCCAGGCCAAGUUUGGCGCACGCUCCAAGACGUUCGUCCUGCCCGACACGUUCGGCUACAGCUCGCAGCUUCCCCAGAUCUCGCGUCUCUCUGGCGCGCCAAACUUCUUCACCCAGAAGCUGUCGUGGAACGACACCAACAACUUCCCCCACUCGACCUUCAACUGGAGCGGCAUCGACGGCUCGCAGGUGCUCACCCACAUGACGCCUGUCGACACGUACUGCUCGCAGGCCAAGGUCGAGGAGCUGCGCAAGGGCCUGGUCAAGCACAAGAACGCGGCCGUCACGCAGCAGUCGCUCCUGCUCUUCGGUAACGGAGACGGCGGCGGUGGCCCGACCGAGAAGAUGCUCGAGAACCUCCGCCGCACGCGCGCCGUCAACGGCACCAACGCGGCCGCCGGUGAGCUCCCGCGCAUCAAGAACGGCGGCAGCUUUGACGAGUUCUACGACGCCGUGCGCGCCGAGACGGCCAACGGCGCCACCCUGCCCAGUUGGCACGGCGAGCUGUACCUCGAGAUCCACCGCGCGACGUACACCACCGGUGCCGACGUCAAGAAGGGCAACCGCAAGGCCGAGAACCGCAUGCGCGAGGCCGAGUACGCCGCUACCAUGGCGAGCAUCUACGCCCCCGGAUACACGUACCCCAAGGAGCGUAUCGACGCCGCGUGGGAGGACCUCCUGCUGUCGCAGUUCCACGACGUGCUCCCCGGCUCCUCGAUCCACGAGGUGUAUGUCGACACGCAGGAGAUCUACGCCAAGCAUGAGCACGACGUCAACGAGAUCAUCAACGAGGCGUACACUGCGCUGUACGCCGGCAGCGUCAAGGCCGGUACCAAGGGCGGCGACGUCGUCGGCCUCAACACCACGCCUGGCUACCCCCGUGCCGAGGUCGUCCAGGUUCCCGCUGGCACUCCUCACGCCCAGUCCUCCGCGGACGGCAAGUCGGCCUUUGCUCUCCUCACCACCGAGGGCAGCGACAUCGCCGCGCCCGCCACCACCGAGGCCAAGGCCACGGCCACCCAGACCGGCCCCAACACGUUCGAGCUCGCCAACUCGAACCUCAAGGUGACCGUCGCCGACGGCCGCAUCACCUCCAUUGUCGACGUCAAGCUCAAGAAGGAGCUUAUCGACCAGAGCUCGUCCGCCGGCUUCGUCAUCUACGAGGACCAGCCCAACUGGUGGGAUGCUUGGGAUGUCGACGAGUUCCACCUCGACAAGGCGACGCACCUGUCCUUUGACAAGGUGACCAUCACCGAGGCUGGUCCUCUUCGUGCGACCCUCCGCGCCGACCUCAAGUACGGCGACUCGACGUUCGCCUUCGACCUGUCCCUCGAUGCCCUCGCUGCGUCGGACGCGCCCAACGCCCGCUCGCUCCUCCGCGUCGACGCCCAGGCCGACUGGCACACGGUGCACGAGUUCCUCAAGUUUGAGCUCCCGCUCACUAUCCACUCGCUCGCCGCCACCUACGACACCCAGUUCGGUGUGCUCCAGCGCAACACCCACCGCAACACCUCCUGGGAUGCCGCGCAGUUCGAGGUCUGUGGCCACAAGUACGCCGACGUCUCCGAGUGGGGCUACGGUGUCGCGCUCAUCAACGAGUCCCGGUACGGCUACGCUGCGCGCGGCAACCUCAUCACGCUCUCCCUCCUCCGCGGGCCCGUCAUGCCCGACCCCGUGAUGGACAUGGGCGAGCACACCUUCAGCUUCGCCAUCUACCCCCACGUCGGGUCGUUUGGCGAGAGCGACGUGCCAGCCGUGGCGACGGCCUUCAACCUGCCCCUUACCCUCCGCCAGGGCGUCAAGGCCGGCGAGUUCAACGGCACCCCGUUCACGGUCUCGGGCGCACGCAACGUCACCCUUGAGGCUAUCAAGCGUGGAGAGGACGACACCGAGGCCAACAAGAGCGUCAUUAUCCGCCUGUUUGAGCAGUUUGGCGGCGCCGCCAACGCCACGCUCAACAUCGCCAACCUCGACUUCAAGCGUGCCGAGGUCGUCAACAUCCUCGAGGACCACAUCGAGGAGCUUGAGAUUACCCGCGAUGGUGCUGGCGCAAGUGUUGAGCUGCCCUUCCGCGGUUUCGAGAUCAAGACGGUUCGUCUGACUCUGUAA
Molecule: messenger RNA, 3360 nt
Organism: Vanrija pseudolonga
Lineage: Eukaryota; Fungi; Basidiomycota; Tremellomycetes; Trichosporonales; Trichosporonaceae
Product: Alpha-mannosidase
Exons: 5
Coding region: 1-3360 (1119 amino acids)
Biological process (GO): oligosaccharide catabolic process; mannose metabolic process
Cellular component (GO): fungal-type vacuole membrane
Molecular function (GO): carbohydrate binding; alpha-mannosidase activity
Source: RefSeq, a predicted model, not a curated record